UCUCCGAAUCUUGUGUGAGAGAAGAGAGAAACGAUCAACUCAACAUCCGAAGUAUCUUAUGUGAGGAUAUUUCAAAUGUAUCAAAAAACAAUGGCACCUUCGAGGGGCUUAAGAUCAGUGCGCCAGUUUAUACAACAUAGUACCAUAUCACAAAAUUUCUUUGUUCGAAGAAAUGUUUCCACUUCCAGCAGUGUAUCCAUAUCGAAAUUCGUCCAAGAGGCUACCAAUCCAAUCAACAAAUCUCAAAUAUACAUAUCACGAACGAAUGACCCAUUCAUCAACUUAUCCAUUGAACAUUAUCUUCUGCAGAAUACUCCCGCAGAUUCUACCGUCUUAUUUCUCUAUACCAACGAACGCUGCGUAGUCAUUGGACGAAAUCAAAACCCUUGGAAAGAAGUAAAUCUCAGCCUACUCAAAAAGUCGACAAUUGGAGAUAUAUCAUUGGUUCGACGUCGUUCAGGUGGAGGAACUGUCUUUCACGACUCAGGAAAUGUCAAUUACUGUGUCAUAUGUCCUACUUCGCAAUUUCAUCGCGAUAAGCAUGCCGAAAUGGUAGUGAGAGCUUUGCAUAACCUUGGUGUUGAUCGCGCUAUGGUUAAUGUUCGACAUGAUAUAGUAUUGAGGCCACGCGGAUCGGGCGACGGAGGAUUCAGAUCAUUCAAAGUAUCCGGUUCGGCAUACAAGUUAACGAAAGAGAGAGCUCUACACCAUGGGACCUGUUUAUUAGCAUCUCCGAACAUUGCAAACAUUUUCAAAUAUUUGAGGUCUCCUGCAUUGAGAUUUAUCACGGCUCGUGGUGUGGAAAGUGUUAGCUCUUCGGUUUCAAAUGCUAAUGUCAAAAACAAGGCAUUUGAGGAUGCAGUGGUAGAGGAGUUUGGCAAGAUGUAUGAUCUUCAUGAACCCAUUAUCGUCGGUGACAAUCUCAAAGUAGUCCCUGAAAUUGCCAAGGGUAUUGAAGAGCUUACCGUAAGCAAUUGGUGAUUCUUUCGAAGACUGAAGCUAACUGUUUGGGAAAUAAUUAGUCCUUAGAUUGGAUAUUCUCACAAACUCCUCUAUUCAUAUUCUCAUCAGAUCAAUCCAAUAAAGAUCCAGAUAAGAGACAUCCUCUCCCGAAGGAUUUGCCACCGAAAGUGAGUUAACCACGGAAAACUGAAACACGGUCAACGUUACUGAUGUGGAGAUACAGUUCAAAGCAGACUUUACGGCACGGGAUGGGGUUAUCAUCGAGGCAGAUGUCCAAUAUAAGGAUAAGGGCGAAAUGGUCCAAAUCGGGGAUAAAUUGGUGAAUAGAAAGAUACAUGAAAUCGAGUGGAAUCAGUUCCCUCAAGCUCUUGCUGAGGAACCGCUAAAGUGGUUCAGUAAAUUAUUCUCUCACAAAUUCGAGGAUUGGAGAAAGGAACGGAGAAGGAAACUUUGACAUCUCCCAGUACAAUGCUUACUUCCGAUUGAUGUUCCCACUUUGAUUUUUUGACGCUUCAACAUUGGACAAUUGAUCCAUGGACAACGUUUCUUUUGCAUGUUCAUAUACUAGUAGAUACCCAAUGACAAGUGUCUCUUUCAUCAUUAUACGCAUUGAU
Sclerotinia trifoliorum is the source of this 1577-nucleotide messenger RNA. The record is from the annotation of a GenBank genome assembly. Lineage: Eukaryota; Fungi; Ascomycota; Leotiomycetes; Helotiales; Sclerotiniaceae.